AUGAAGGGAAAGAAAGGGAGAAGAAUGGGAAGAAAAGGAGAAGAAAGGGAAAGAAAGGAGAAAGAAAGGGAAAAGAAAGGAAAGAGAGAAAGAAAGGGAAAAAAGGUAGAAGGAAGAGAAAGAAGGAAAGAAAGGAAAGAAAAGCGAAAAGAAAGGAAAAGAAAGGGAGAAAGAAAGGGAGAAAGCAAAGGAAGAAUAGUAAAGGGAGAAAGAAAGGGAAAAGAAAGAGAAGGAAAGGAGAUAGAAAGGGAGAAUGAAAGGGAAAAGAAGAGAAAGAAAGGAUUGAAGAAAGGAAAAAGGGAGAAAAGAAAGGGAGAAGAAGAGAAAAGGAGAAAGAAAGGGAGAAAGAAAGGGAGCGAAAGAAAGGAGAAAGAAAGAGAGAAGAAAGGGAGAAAGAAAGGGAUAGAAAGGAAAGAAGAGAAAGAAAGGAGAAAAGGGAAAAAGGGAGAAGAAAGGGAGAAAAGAAAGGGGAGAAAGAAGGGAAAAAAAGUGAAAGAGGAGAAAGAAAGGAGAAAGAAAGAGAGGAAGGGAAAAAAAGGGAAAAGAAGGAGAAAGAAAGGGAAGAAAGAAAGGGAGAAAGAAAGAGAAAGAAGGGAGAAAGAGGGAAAAGGAAGAAAGAGAAGAAAAAGGAGAGAGGAGAAAGGAAAAGAAGAAAGGGAAGGAGAAGAUAAGGAAAAGAAAGGGAGAAAGAAAGGGGAGAAAGAAGCAGAGAAGGAGAAAGAAAGGAGAGAAGAGAAACAAGGAGAAAAGAAGGAGAAAAAGAAGAACGAAAGGGACGAAGAAAGGGAAGAAAGGGAGAAAGAAAGGAGAAAAGAAAGGGAGAAGAAAGAGGAAGGAAAGAAAGGAGAAAGAAAGGGAGGAGAAAGUGAGAAAGAAACGGAGAAAGGGAGAAGAAGGAAGAAGGAAAAGAAGGAGAGGGAGAAGAAGGGAGAAAGGGAGAAAGGGGAGAAGAAAAGAGAGAGAAGGGAAAGGGAAAAAGGAUGCCAGAAGGAAAGAGAGAGAAAGGAGAAACGGGAAAGAAAGAGAGAGAAGAGAAAGGGAAAGAAAGGAGAAAGGCGAGAAAGGGAAAAAAGAGAGAAAGAUAGGAGAGAGAAGACAAAUACCAAUAAUGGAGCAAAGAAACCAUUCAGGGAAGUCAUCAACGCUGUUACUGAAGAUCGCCAAGCCAUGGGACAACCCCCAAUUACAUUUACUCGUCAGGUUUUGGCCCUAGUAUCUUAUCCUGAGCUGAUAAAGUAUUCAAACUUUCCUGAUGAUGUUAAAGAAAGAGCAAAAUUUCUUCUUGCUGGAUGCAAUGGAGGAAGUGCAGUGUUACAACUCCUGGAUUGUGAAACAUGCGGACUAAAAACAGGUGUUAUGGUACCUAUACCUCACUAUCCUCUGUUUCCUGCAGUUAUUGCAGAAUUCAAUAAUAUGCAACAAAUGAAUUACUACUUAGACGAAUCCAAUGGAUGGGCCAUAUCAAUAAAGGAACUGAAGCGAGCAUUGAAUGAUACCAAAGGAACAUGUAAACCUCGUGCUCUUGUUGUUAUUAAUCCAGGAAAUCCUACAGGCCAGGUUCUCACCAAGCAGACUAUUCGAGAGAUAAUUAAUUUUGCAUAUGAAGAGGGUUUGAUUCUUAUUGCUGAUGAGGUACAUCAACAGAAUGUAUUUGAUCGUAAUAGUGAAUUCCAUUCUUUUAAAAAAGUGUUAAUGGAAAUGGGACUACCAUAUUCUAAAAUGGAAUUGGCUAGUUUUAUGUCUUCUUCAAAAGGCUAUAUGGGGGAAUGUGGAAUGCGUGGUGCCUAUGCGGAAGUCAUUAACCUUCAACCUGAUGUACAAGCAAUGUUUUUGAAGAGUAUUACAGCAAGUCUUUGCCCUACUGUUCUUGGACAGAUAGCACUGGAUUGCGUUGUGAAACCACCUGUGCCAGGAGGUCCAUCACAUGAGUUGUUUGUUAGAGAAAGGGAUUCAAUUUUGAAAACACGUAUUGAAAAUGCAGAAAUUGCUGUAAACACAUUCAACUCUAUUGAAGGCAUGUCUUGUAAUGUGAUCCAAGGAGCAAUGUAUGCUUUUCCUCAGAUACGUUUACUAUCCAAAGCAAUAGAAACUGCAAAACAGAAACAGAUGCACCCAGAUGAGUACUAUGCUUCCCAGUUGCUAGAAAAUACAGGAAUUAGCAUUGUCCCUGGUUCUGGGUUUGGUCAAAAGGAUGGUACAUAUCAUUUCAGGCAAGUUGAAUCCAUAAAUGGCAAGAAGUAUAUUGUGAAAUAUUUAGAUAACAAUAAUGAUGUAUUGAAUAUAUUAUAUUUCAUAUAUGUGGUUGAAAUAAAUUCAAGUAUCAGUUGUUGCAAAAAUUAA
Gryllus bimaculatus (two-spotted cricket) is the source of this 2340-nucleotide messenger RNA. NCBI's taxonomy places the organism in Eukaryota, Metazoa, Arthropoda, Insecta, Orthoptera, Gryllidae. The record is from the annotation of a GenBank genome assembly.